This is a messenger RNA of Lethenteron reissneri (Far Eastern brook lamprey), 3158 nucleotides long. Its product is annotated as zinc finger protein OZF-like. NCBI's taxonomy places the organism in Eukaryota, Metazoa, Chordata, Hyperoartia, Petromyzontiformes, Petromyzontidae. The record is from RefSeq and is a predicted model, not a curated record. Gene Ontology annotation, cellular component: nucleus. Gene Ontology annotation, biological process: regulation of transcription by RNA polymerase II. Gene Ontology annotation, molecular function: RNA polymerase II cis-regulatory region sequence-specific DNA binding; DNA-binding transcription factor activity, RNA polymerase II-specific.
GAAAGUUGCCGCUCGGCGCGGGAACUGAAAUCUGAGGCCACGCCCGCUUGAGCUGCUGUACCGCUCUUGUUUUCAAAAGCGACCUGCCCACAACAACAAUAACAACAAGCUGUUGCUGCCUCUGCAGAAUUGGUUUGAUGGAGCAAAGGCAGUCGGCGCGGCUCGGUGCAAAAAGGCAUCAAUGCGACCGGUGUGCAUACAGCACGGAUAAUCCUGCAAAUUUCACACGGCACCAGAGAACUCACACAGGAGAGAAACCCUUCAAGUGCAGUGUGUGUGGGAGGGCGUUUGCAUGUUCAGCUCAUCUUGUAAAACACCAGAGAAUACACAUGGGAGAGAAACCCUUCAAGUGCAGUGUGUGUGGGAAGGCGUUUGCACAGUCAUCUGCUCUUGUAACACACCAGAGAACACACACGGGAGAGAAACCCUUCAAGUGCAGUGUGUGUGGGAAGGCGUUUGCACGUUCAUCUACUCUUGUAGCACACCAGAGAACACACACGGGAGAGAAACCCUUCAAGUGCAGUGUGUGUGGGAAGGCGUUUGCACGUUCAUCUACUCUUGUAGCACACCAGAGAACACACACGGGAGAGAAACCCUUCAAGUGCAGUGUGUGUGGGAAGACGUUUGCACUUUCAGCUCAUCUUGUAUCACACCAGAGAACACACACGGGAGAGAAACCCUUCAAGUGCAGUGUGUGUGGGAAGGCGUUUUCAGAUUCAUCUACUCUUAAAAAUCACCAGAGAACACACACGGGAGAGAAACCCUUCAAGUGCAGUGUGUGUGGGAAGGCGUUUUUACUUUCAUCUUAUCUUUUAUCACACCAGAGAACACACACGGGAGAGAAACCCUUAAAGUGCAGUGUGUGUGGGAAGGCGUUUUUACUUUCAUCUCAUUUUACACGGCACCAGAAAACACACACGGGAGAGAAACCCUUCAAGUGUAGUGUGUGUGGGAAGGCAUUUUCACAUUCAACUACUCUUGUAAAACACCAGAGAACACACACGGGAGAGAAACCCUUCAAGUGCAGUGUGUGUGGGACAACGUUUGCACGGUCAUCUACUCUUGUAGAACACCAUAAAACACACACGGGAGAGAAACCCUUCAAGUGCAGUGUGUGUGGGAAGGCAUUUUCACAUUCAUCUACUCUUGUAAAACACCAGAGAACGCACACGGGAGAGAAACCCUUCAAGUGCAGUGUGUGUGGGAAGGCGUUUGUACAGUCACCACAUCUUCAAAAACACCAGAGAACACACAAGCAUCAGAAUAUCCACAAGGAGCGUAGUCUGAAAUCAGCUUGUGAAAGUCAAAGUGCCGUAAUGUGCCCAUCCCUCAUGAAACAAGAACCUGAAGAAAAUCCCAGCUUGGACACUUUUUAAGAAAUCAAGGUGAAAUAUGAAGAGGUGAAGGUGAAAUGUGAAGAGGUGAUGGUGAAGAGUGAAGAAGUGAAGGUAAAAUGUAAAGAUGAAGAGUCAACUCCAAAAUCUGACCUUCACAUCGAUGGAAGCAACGUGGAGCAGGAGGAGAAUCCUGACUGUGAGGCAGAGCGAGGCAACUCCCAGCAGUUUGUGGAAGUGGAAGUGUGGGUGGACUUCCUUUGAGACAGUACAAAGUCGAAUGGAGACCCGGUAGAUGUGUAAGCCUGAAACGAUGUCGCUCCAAUAGAUGCACCUUUGUCACAGGCCUUUAAUGACAAUAAUGUGAAGUUAAACACUCGGUUCCUCGGUGCAACCUGCAGGGUAAGAGCGGCCAGUCUUUGUGCACCUGUGUGUUGGGUAGACCUCUAACCAGGAGCAAGAGCCAAUAAGCUCCCAAGCAUUCAUUAUGUUAUAAUUGCAUUUAUAUUGUGCUUGCUUAAUCGCCUCUGGCAACUCUUGAGUUUUGUAUCGUAUCUCGUCUCAAACACUCGAAGAGCAUCCCAAGUGGCAGCUGCCCCUGUGUGGCACAAGGUGGUGGCCCUGCACCGGCCUGCAUGUCGACAAGAGCCUGUCAGUAGGGGGCGAUGGUUGAUGUGGCAUCUCAGUUGUGGAGUUUGUAGGUAAUGUUUAGAAUUUGCUCAAUUUUGACCCAGAUGCCAGCAUGCAAUGGCCGACUCGUUUUGAAUGGUGCAUUAGUAUGUUGUACAUACACUGUUAAGCCGACGGUGCGUAUGUUUUUUAAUUAGCUUGUUAAUAGGAUGUAACUUAAUGUGGUAUAUUUCCGUGCAGUAAUUCAAUUUUGUUAGUAUGCCUGUCAAUAAGUUAGACUGAAUACUUGUCUGAUUGGGUUCGUACAUGUAGCCUUUUGUCUAUAAGAGUCAAACAUUGAAUAAGUCAUGUUAGGACACAGUGUGUGUUUUUCAAGUAACCUGUACAGAUAACUCAGGUGAGACUCAUUGUUCUUGUGAUACAGGUCAAAGGGUACUUUUGUGUUUUCAGGAAGCAUCUCCCUCUGGAGCAACUCAUUGUCUUUGAAAUAGGGAGCACACUCGGAUCAUUCAUCUGUUACAAGGCAUACCACUCAAAAGUUACACGUAGAGGAGAUACAUUCUCAACAACACGAAUUAUAAUUUUGUAUUACGUGUUGACGUAGAUUUUGUCGAAUUAGGACGAGAAAUGCUCCUUACUGAUUAACGUCUGGAUGUCCGUAACUAUCAGUUGAAACAAGCCCGGCUGCUGUUGAGACGCUGUGCACCAAUAAGGGUCCACAGGUGGCUUGCACUGAAUCAAUGACGCACUCCCAGACAGCUGUGCUAAGUUAUAGUUUGUGUAAAACAUUCCUUUGUUUCGUGGAGAGAUCGAUAAAUGAAAGAUGUCGUGUCUGCUGAUCUGCUUCAUAGCAAGGAGGUAAUUUUAAGAGCACAUUUGGAAUGCAUUUUUGGUACAGAUUUGUAUUUGGUUACAAGGCAGAGCACAUCUAGUAGAUACAUUCUGCACAACAACACUCAUUAGAAUUUUGCAUGACGUCUUAUAUGUUGGCGAACUAGGACAAGAAAUGGUCCUUGCCGAUUAACGUCUGGAUGUUGACAACCAUGGGGUUGAAGCAAGCCUGACCGCCUGCGGUGCCCCUCACAACCAUUUACGGCCUCGGGCCAGGAAAGUCACGAAGAAAAUUGCACACGAACGACGCAUCCACGCAAGCACCCGAUGCUCCCUUUUGAAGUUUAAAAAUGAAACUUUGAA